Adineta ricciae is the source of this 873-nucleotide messenger RNA. The record is from the annotation of a GenBank genome assembly. NCBI's taxonomy places the organism in Eukaryota, Metazoa, Rotifera, Eurotatoria, Adinetida, Adinetidae.
AUGAAUCGAUUUUUGGAAGGCGAAAUCGGCAACAAAAAGCUACCACCCAUCGGUGCAUAUUGGCAGCAUUCUCUGCUUCCAAUUGAACAAGCUUUGGAACCAGUCAAGGCUAAUAUUGAUGGAUUGGACCGGUCCAUUAAAGAAGCCAAAAGACAUUGCUGUCACCCAUCACCACAUCAACUUACGAAAGAUGAAUCUGCUGCUAUAUAUCUCUAUACUAUGGAAGGCGGAGACAACAGCUUCUAUCGCAUUUUAAACGAAGCUCUUCGCUCCGAAAACCGACGAGCACUACGAUCUUGGUUCGGCUUCUUGAAACUCUUCGACACAGCUCUCUCAAAGCUACCUGCUGUGAAAACGUCAGUGUGGAGAGGAAUAUCCGGUAACAUCAGUCAGCAAUUCAAGAGAGGUGAACUCUUAACAUGGUGGAGCAUUAGCUCAUGUUCAGUGGAAGUCGAUGUUGUUCAAGACUUUUUGGGAAAGAACAUAAACGCCACUCUUUUGAUGAUUGUAACUAAAAGUGCCAAAGAUGUUAGCAGAUACACAAGUUUUCCCGAUGAAAAAGAAGUUAUAUUAGGACCGGGAACUCAACUACGUGUGAAAGGCAAUGCACUACAACAUGGUACAUUGCAGAUUGUUCACUUGGUUGAAGUUUCCGAUGACGAUGGUGAUGAUCAGGAAUCAUUACCGGCAGCUGUGGGUUCUAUGACAUUAAACUCACAAUCAAAGAACACAGAACCCAAACAAGUGUCAUCAGCUUCAGCAGUACCAGUAAUGAAGAAACCAGCGUCAUUGAAUACCAACAAGAAAAACAUACCAGUAUCAUCAAACCGCAAACACUACGUUUGUCAGCAUUCUAGCUGUGAUAAUAGAUAA